This is a messenger RNA of Xylaria bambusicola, 1356 nucleotides long. RefSeq lists its product as uncharacterized. Gene Ontology annotation, cellular component: membrane. The record is from RefSeq and is a predicted model, not a curated record. The transcript is spliced from 3 exons. Lineage: Eukaryota; Fungi; Ascomycota; Sordariomycetes; Xylariales; Xylariaceae. The coding region runs from base 125 to 802 and encodes 225 amino acids.
CGUAUAUAUUACAUACGUACACAUACGGUUGCCAAUAUCGUCCACAUUCUUUACCUCCCUCUUAGCUCUCCUUUUUGAUAUCUCUUCUGGUUGACAUUGAACACUUAUACCUCACUUCCGCAAGAUGUCGUACCCUACCGAGCGCCCUGCCGGGAAAGAGCAUAUUCCCCUUUACACCAAGGGAUUUGUUGCUGUUCGCAUUAUCCAGUUGAUUCUAGGGACAAUCUGCCUAGGCUUGUCGGCGUAUUUGACAGCCGUCGUUCCCAUAAUUGGUGGGAUUCUAAUGCUGUUUACUUCUAUUGUUGGCUUUAUAACCAGCAUCUACUGCCUUGUCGCUCAUUUUGGCCCCCCCAAUGCGUAUAAUUACUGGGCCAUCCUCGGCUUAGAUAUAUUCCACGUUAUCUUCUGGCUCGUCUCCUUUGGCCUCCUCGCUGCUCAAGCUGCUUUAUUGCUUGCCUACACCUACUACGACUACUACUAUGAUUAUUACUAUACUGCCUAUGCUGCAUACGGUGCGAUCGCCGCAGCUGCCGCAGCCCUUGGUGCUUUCAACUGGGUUGUCUAUCUUGCUGCUCUGAUAUGCCAUAGCAUUGCUCUUCAUCGCCACCGAAAAGCUGGCCUUCAUGCUAUGCCGGGCCGUACGACUGGUGCGGCGCCCGUAGUUGCGUCUGAACUCCCAAUGCAACCACAACAACCUCAGGCAUAUUAUCCCAAGCAAGCGGAAGCCGUGUCAUACCAGCAACAGCCCCCUCAACAAUUCCAGCAACAAGUACCUCAGCCCUAUCAACAGCCCCCGCAGUAAAUAAUAAGUUUCAAAAUUAUCGGAAGGGAGGCUACUAAGGUGUGCUGUUUUCUCCCUAAUGGAUGCAUAAGAGCCCAAUAUUCGAUCUGAGACAGUUAUAAGACACAAUUGUCUAAUGCGGUCUAAACUGUAAGAUUAAAGCUGGGCUGCGCUGUGGGAUUUAGCUUAUGACACAGAAAGGGUACGGUUUUGAUGACAAGGAGGUGCAGGAUGCAGUAGAGGGUUUAUAAUAUAAUACUCUUCUUUUUCUUACUUUCUCCCCGUUGACCAAUCUAGAUAAUUCCGGUGAAGAAUUUGCGGUCCUUGAGUUUGCGAUAACAUGUGGGCUUUGUCUAGUCUUGCUGGAUCCUUCGAAUGGUUCUAAAGAGAAACACAGUCCGAAAACGGUAGCAUGGCACGGAAACGUCCGAUAGCAGGCAGCUAUAGCAUCGAUGAUCUUAGGUGUGUAUUCUUAACUUCUUUGUCUGAUACGUCUUUGUUAAUGGUCGCGAUCUCGUUCAAUAGCGUGCCUUAUCAAUAAACCUGCCUGAUAGUUCCUUGUAGCAAGUCUUCUU